CUUUACAGCCUUCUCUCACUGCGCAGGCGCAUAGAGUGAGCCAAGAUGGCGGCCCCCGUGGAUCUGGAGUUGAAAAAGGCCUUCACAGAGCUUCAAGCCAAAGUUAUUGACACACAGCAGAAGGUGAAGCUUGCAGACAUACAGAUUGAACAACUAAACAGAACUAAAAAGCACGCACAUCUUACAGAUACAGAGAUUAUGACUUUGGUAGAUGAGACUAACAUGUAUGAAGGUGUAGGAAGAAUGUUUAUUCUUCAGUCCAAGGAGGUAAUUCACAACCAGCUAUUAGAGAAACAGAAAAUAGCAGAAGAAAAAAUCAAAGAUCUGGAACAGAAAAAAUCCUAUCUUGAGAGGAGCGUGAAGGAAGCUGAGGACAACAUCCGGGAGAUGCUGAUGGCUCGAAGGGCACAGUAGGAAUUCUCUAGGGGAAGCUCUUCCUCUGGACCCCUUCCCUUCCUGGGAAGGGAGAAGUGGUCUGUGCCAGUAAACAGCCUCUCUUCUGCUCAGAUGGACAUUUUCUCUGGAUGGCCUAGGAACCCUCCUCACCCGACCCCACCCCACCCCCACUUUCUGCGUUAGCUGGGGUCCCUUUGCAGAUCCCAAACUUGUAUUUUUUAUCCUGGCUCUGCCUGCCACCCCUGCCCUAAGACACUCCUCUCUCUCCUGGAGGUGGGUCAGGAACUCCUAGGAAAGGGAAGAGGAGAGCCAGGACAGACAGGGAAGCUCUGCUUGAGUCUACCACUAGACAUGCUGGUCCCACAAUAAAAGGUAUCUGUCCAUUGUGCUAAGUCUGCUAUUCUUGAGCUGAGGGACGAGAACAGAAGGCCAGCGAGGCAGUGGCCAUCUUCCAUGUUCCUCCGAGCCCCUCUCCAGGGCUGUGGCCCUGGUCCUUCUGCAUUGAAACCUUUCCCUGCUUGGGAUUGUGAUCCUGCCCUCUUCUCAUUUCCUUUUCUGUUCAGGUUAAACCCAUCAACUUCUGGGCCUCCAUGUAGCAUAUAGAUAGGGAAGAAGGAAUUACCAGGGUAUAGCUGAAUUUAAAUGAACAGAAUAGUAGUUCUAUGACAGUUUGCCUAAAGAUUCCUUCCCCUACUUUCUUCCAAAUAUUCCAAAAGAAACUUCAGUAAUUAACCAGCAGCCUCUCUAAGGCUGUUUCCCUUCAGCCAAAAUCAUAAGGAAGGUAGAUGCUACAAUCCUGAGGCCUCCCAGAGGCUUAGGGGCACUGGUGUGCUGGAACUGCCUUGCACCAGCUUGCAAGAGCUGAUUAUUAAAUGUUCAGGAAUUUUGUCGCAAGCUGGUUGUUAAACACAGGCAUUAUUGAAAAUUAAAUUAUGUAAAUUUACAAUUAAAUAUUAAAAGCAAGGAUGAUAAAUAUGAAAACUCAUCACUUCCUAAUUUAGUACAUUUUAUCAUUUUCUGCAUACUUAAGGGUAAUAGUUGUUGUGUCUGGAUAAUGCUGCACUUUUCUUCCCAAUGGCACGGUCACUGACAUCAUGUUGGUAGCUUGAAAUCAGCCAUGGUGGGAACAUUUAUACCACAGAAUCUGGGAAAUGCUACAAAAUCAUGGCUUUUUUUUUUUUUUAAAGAAAGAGUGAGCUGGUAAACAUUUAUCAGCACACCACAGAGGGCAGACAGACAGGCUGGAGUUAUCAACUGCAGCAUCUCAGUGCUGGCAGAGCCGAUCAAGCUGAAGGUAAAAUCUGACUUGCUGCUAUGGCAGUCCAGCGCCACCCUGCGGCCAAAGCUGAGAUGGGCGGCCUGGCCGACAGUUGGAUUCAGGCUAGCCCUGCGUGUGUGCGUGAGUGUUUUUGCCUACGUAUAUGGGGGUGGGGGGCAGCGAGUGGAAAGGGGCAGCAAGGAACAGCCAGCCCACAUUUACCACAGAGGCUGCUUUCCUAGGCUCUCGGAAAAUGUAAAAAGCGCCUCUUCAGACACUGGACAGUGAUGCCUGAGAUACCCAUGUUUUGUAAGCCUUAACCUGGGUUUAGGUGCACAGGUGAGCAGUUAUGGCAUAGACACACAAACCCAGGACUUAGAUUAUAUCUGGAAUAAUUUAGACAGUUGAGGUUUGAACAGAUUUAUUGAAACAUACAGGGUGUUAGAGAAAUUCAUUCAGUAGUGUAUUACAUCUUGCCACACUACCUUGAAUGUAUCAUUUAAAAAUUAUAGUAUUUCAUAACUAAGUCUUUGACCAAAAAAUAAAAGGAGAAUCUUUUAGCACAUUUGUUAAAAACCAAAAAGAACCAGAUUUUGAACAUGAAAAAUCAAGUCACUGAAUUAAACAGCAGCAAUCCCUGCUAAUCUAGAAUCCCAUCGUGUUUAAGGUAGAGGUUCUGUGUGGAGCUAGUCAUUUGUUACAGCGAUCAGAAGAGGUGGGGGCAGGCACACCCCUCAGAGGUGGUGGCAGAGCUGCAGGACAGGAAGGCUGGGCUGGUCAGGUGAGCAUGUCCCAGAGGCAGCAGCAGCAGAGUGCAGUCCAGCAGGCCGUGAGGCAGGUGGAUGAGCCCAGGUCAUCCCUUCUUUGGUCUUCCACAACAUACACUGAAGGGGGGAGAGAGAGAGGCUGAGAGUGAGCGGGCUCAAAGUCCAGGCCCCGCAGAGCCAGAGCCUCCCCUGCCCAAGGAAGGGCUCCAGCAAUUGAAGGCUAGUAAGCAGACAGUGCAGCCUUUCUACUCUUGCCAUUGCUGAUGGCGGAUGGGUGGCUCAGCUCAUGACUACCUUUCCCUCCUCUUCCUGUUGCUGUUCUAGACUAAGGAUACUCUCACCCUUGCAGGGACAAGUGCUCGGGACCUUUAAGAACGGCCUCACACCAAGGCAACUAGGGUGGAGAUAGUUGAGAACUGUCCAUUGCUGUCUGGGCCAGAGUUGGCUAACCCUUCUUGGCUUAUAAACCAGCGGGCACACAGGAACUGGCUGGGGCAUUUCUUCAGAUAGAGCUAAGCUAUCACCCAAGGAAAAGAGAGUGGCUGGGAUUAAAACCUCCUAAAAAGGGGCGUUAGGCCUUAAAAGGGUAACUAAAAACCCUGGUUUUUCAUACCUGGACAGUGCACUGUAUUAUGUGUUCCUAACCUUUCCACUUGAUGAUCAAAGCCCUCAGAACCAAAGCAAUAAGGAAAGCAGAGAUGAAAACCAGGUCAAGUGGGACUGACAGGGUGGGUGUCCCCUGAGCCUGGCAUUUCUGAUUUUCUUCAGAAUGUUCUAGAAUUGGAACUCAGCCCUAAAUGCUCCAUUAAGACUUGAUUGCUAACCACUCUUUCUUUACUUAUGAGCUAAACUGCUGCAUGUGUCAGCCUCUCUUCCUGCAGGGUGUAUAUUUAAAAUGGCUGAAAGUAAACCUCAGCCUUAGAGGAUCUGUGGCCUCUUUUUAAAAAUCUCAAAAUCAUCAUCAUCAAAUUCAUGGUUAUGAGCAGUUAGGAUUUUCAACUUUUUCCAAGUACACAAACACAUGAUCUUAUAAAUUAAACCAUUUCUUUGGCAA
Messenger RNA from Choloepus didactylus (southern two-toed sloth), 3475 nucleotides. It is a transcript of the gene PFDN1, whose product is annotated as prefoldin subunit 1. NCBI's taxonomy places the organism in Eukaryota, Metazoa, Chordata, Mammalia, Pilosa, Megalonychidae. Gene Ontology annotation, biological process: protein folding. The transcript has 4 exons. Bases 46 to 414 code for a protein of 122 amino acids. Gene Ontology annotation, cellular component: prefoldin complex; cytoplasm. Gene Ontology annotation, molecular function: protein folding chaperone. The record is from RefSeq and is a predicted model, not a curated record.